This is a messenger RNA of Pectinophora gossypiella (pink bollworm), 3323 nucleotides long. It is a transcript of the gene Ocrl, whose product is annotated as type II inositol 1,4,5-trisphosphate 5-phosphatase. The transcript has a single exon. Gene Ontology annotation, biological process: signal transduction; phosphatidylinositol dephosphorylation. Gene Ontology annotation, cellular component: membrane. Gene Ontology annotation, molecular function: phosphatidylinositol-4,5-bisphosphate 5-phosphatase activity; inositol phosphate phosphatase activity. Bases 136 to 2700 code for a protein of 854 amino acids. The record is from RefSeq and is a predicted model, not a curated record. NCBI's taxonomy places the organism in Eukaryota, Metazoa, Arthropoda, Insecta, Lepidoptera, Gelechiidae.
AGCACUGCUCGCCAACGAGACUUUCGCACACACUUUCCAACGUCAUAAAAAAAAUUCGUCAAACGUCAACAAACUGAGACGAUUCGUAUUUGCGGAAAUAUGUCAAAUUAAUUUAAUUCGAUUUUGUAAGACAAAAUGAAUCAUGAAGAUAUAAAAUCGGUGGUACAAGAGAAGUUUUUAUCUAGUGAACGAGUAACGGCGUUUCUAUGUGACGCCAAAGUGUUCCAUCAUGAAUGGAUGAAGAAAGACCGACUUGUGGCCAUCGUCGAAUAUGGAGAUGAAAAAGCUGUAUUCUGUUUGCAUACGUCUUGCUACCCACCCAAGUCCUUUACGGACUUAUCAAUAGAGAUAGUGCUGCCUAUCGACAGCAGCUUCAAAUGUGAAAUAGAUAACAAGCCGUCCGACUCCGAAGCCGUGUUGUAUCUAAACCUGCAAUCUCGUAAUUUAAAGUAUAAGUUUGAAAUUCAAAUGACCCCACGAGUUGACAACUUCGUCGAUGACUUGUUUCGAGGAAUAGAAGCCGUUAACAAGCUGGCCACUCAGCCAGAGUUCGUGUGGCUCAAGAAGUACAGUGGUAAAAGUGAGGAUGAAAUUAUAGCCCAAACUAUGGUCCUGCCGAGAAGCGGGGUAGCCCACACGCAGGGCCCUCCGCCUGUCGCCAUACGGGAGAGCCUAAUCAAACGCAAAAUGUCUGAUAAAGAAAAGGAGUACACUUACACCAAAAAAUUUACUGUCUUCUGUGGUACAUGGAAUGUGAAUGACAAAUCACCCGUAAUCCCAUUAAAAACCUGGCUGAGCAUUGACAAAGAGCCUCCAGACAUUUAUGCAGUUGGAUUCCAAGAGCUUGACUUAUCUAAGGAAACCUUUCUCUUUGACCAGACGUUGCGAGAAGAUGAGUGGUACAAUGCUGUAGUGGCCAAUGUGGAUCCGAGAGCUAAAUAUGUGAGGGUUGAGCGCGUGAGACUUGUUGGUAUGAUGCUCAUUGUUCUCAUCAAGCAGAAGCACAUGGCUCAUGUACGUAAUGUUGUCUGUGAUACCGUAGGAACAGGAAUUAUGGGUAAAAUGGGAAACAAGGGGGGAGUAUCAAUAAGAAUGGACCUCCACAACACAUCCAUGUGUUUUGUCAACUCACAUCUGGCUGCACAUGUUGAGGAGUAUGAGAGGAGAAAUCAAGAUUUCAGGGACAUAUGUAACAGAACCAGAUUUGUGCAGCCAAACCAAACACCCAAAGCAAUUAAAGACCAUGACCAAAUAUACUGGCUGGGAGACUUAAAUUACCGUAUAACAGACCUUGACCCCACUAGUGUAAAGAAACUAGUGAGUGAAAACAAUUUUGCACCAGUUCUAGAAUGGGACCAGUUGAGACAACAACACAAAAACAACAAUGUGUUUGCAGGGUAUACUGAAGGCACAAUUAACUUCAAGCCCACAUACAAAUAUGACCCGGGCACUGAUAACUGGGACUCCAGUGAGAAGAACCGUGCCCCUGCGUGGUGUGACCGGAUAUUCUGGAAAGGGGAGAACAUCACCCAACUGGCCUACAGGAGUCAUCCCACCCUGAACAUCAGCGAUCACAAACCAGUUUCGGCUGCAUUCAGUUCAUCAGUCAAAAUAAUAGAUGAGGAAAAAUACAGGAAAGUAUAUGAGGAAGUCAUAAAACAACUUGAUAAAAUGGAAAAUGAAUUAAUUCCACAAGUUAAAGUGGAUGUCACUGAAAUAGAUUUUGGCACAGUUCGAUAUCUAGAACUGCAAGUACGCACCAUCACAAUAAAGAAUGUUGGCAAGUUACCUGUAGAGUUCGAGUUUAUUAAAAAGUUAGAUGAAACAAGCUUCUGCAAGGAGUGGCUCAUCGUUGAACCUUACAAAAAAUGUAUCUGUGCUGAUGAAUCAUGUGAAAUACAACUCAAAGUACUUAUAAACAAAACUUCAGCUUGCAAAAUGAAUGCUGGAACUGACAAAUUAUAUGAUAUUCUAGUGUUGCACUUGUAUGGUGGCAAAGACAUCUUCAUAACAGUCAAUGGCACAUAUCAAAGAAGUUGUUUUGGAUGCUCCAUAGAGGUGCUUGUGAACUUAAACAUGCCAAUUAGAGAAGUCCCAGUUGGCAAGCUGAUUGAGUUAGAAAACAAACGAGACCAGACACCACCAAGUCAAUCUACAUAUUCCAUACCAAAAGAAAUUUGGUUCCUAGUGGACCACAUUUAUUUGCACGGGUUAAAAGAACCAAAUUUGUUUGAGCAGCCAGGCCUGCACUCUGAAGUCCUGCAGAUCAGGGACUGGCUGGACAGCGGAUCAGUAGAUCCUAUUCCUGGAAGCAUCCAUUCAGUAGCAGAAGCAUUGCUGCUUCUCCUAGAGAGUACAGCUGACCCAAUCAUCCCAUACAACCUGCAGUCUGUAUGUCUGCGUGCAUCAGCCAACUACUUACAGUGCAAGCAAAUUAUAAUGGAGCUGCCUGAAUUUAGGAAGAAUGUUUUCCUAUAUUUAUGUGAAUUUCUACAAGAAGCAUUGCAGCACAGUGCAGAAAAUGGUCUAGAUGUCAAGACCCUGUCCACACUUUUUGGUGCAAUAUUUCUGAGAGAUAAUCCCAAUCAAAUCCAAGAGCCCCAGUCUAGAAUCAACAAACAAGUUAUAGACAAAAAGAAGGCGCAAUUUGUUUAUCAUUUCCUUGUCAAUGAUCACAGUGACUUAAUAUUUUCAAAAUAAGUUAUUAAUUGUAUUACAUUAUUUUUAAUACUCAAGCUAAUUUCCAUUAGUAUUUUAGUUAAAUUAUUUAUUUUAUUUCUUAUUAGAAUAGUCUAUUAAUAUAAUUAUGACAAUGCAAAUCUCACUAUAUAAGUUAUAUUAACUUUUAAAUUACUGUGCAAACAUAUUUUAUGUAAUUCCACUGUAAGUCAAUCCAAAAAUAUUUAUAGUGAAAAAUUCUUAACUGGCAACAUUAGCAAAAUUAAUCUUAAUUAUUUUUAUAUUUGUAUUGCAGGAUGGCCACUAUCUGUAAUAGUUGCCAUUGUAACGAAUUUAGAUUGAAGUUGUAGUAUUUUGUAAUAGGCUUUUUGUAAUAAUUUUAAAUGCCAGUUAAGAAAUAGGAUUAUUUGUGAUUAUUCUUAUAUUUUUAUAUGCUGUUUCCUUGAAUAACUAAAGUUAGAGACACUUCUUAAAACUAGUACCAUAGUUUUAAAAGAUAUUUACAAUACUGUAUUUAUUCUGGUGAUUACUACUGUACAAUUUAUUGUUAUUUUAUUCUACUACUUAACAAAGAAUGUUGAAUUCUUACAAUAGGAUGUGUGUGACUAUUGUGUAAUUUUAAAAUGCAUUUGCUUUUUUGUUAA